Messenger RNA from Elaeis guineensis (African oil palm), 2093 nucleotides. RefSeq lists its product as uncharacterized. Gene Ontology annotation, biological process: vitamin transport; transmembrane transport. The record is from RefSeq and is a predicted model, not a curated record. Lineage: Eukaryota; Viridiplantae; Streptophyta; Magnoliopsida; Arecales; Arecaceae. Gene Ontology annotation, molecular function: vitamin transmembrane transporter activity. Gene Ontology annotation, cellular component: plasma membrane.
UGAGACCUUUCUCCUAUUGGCGACUGAUUAAAAAGUCACGCAUGCGCCCAAUUCUCGUCUUCGGACUUCAAUAAAAACACGACUCGAACGAGCAGGAAGGAAAACGGCGAUUAUCUACCGCAAAUCUUCUCCCUCUCGCCGCCUGGCCGUCGGAGAACGGUGCUCUUCGGCGGUUAUUCGGCCCAUUCUGGCGGGAGAACGGCGGGAUCCUAGGGACAUAGGGUUUGCUCUAUCCAUUUUGCGGUGAAAGAUGGAGGAGUGGCGGCGGUGGCUGGCGUCUCUGAUUCCUGGCAGCAGCUCAAUCCCCAGGUCCGCGCUUGCCGUCCUCCUCGUCUACUCCUUCUCUUCUCAAUUCCUCCCGAUCGAGCCCUACUUCGUCCCUUACAUCACAUCGGUCAAGAAGUUCACCAAUCACCAGUGUAUUUGAUGGAAACAUGAGUUGCAGUCCGGGACACCAACAUUUCACCCUCAAGAGGUCACAGUUGACAUAUUUCCGAUCAGUGUCUAUUCUCAACUUAUAUUCACAUUGCUCAUGGCACCUGUAUGCUUGUAUCUUUCACAUAAGGUACUGAUAAUUUUAGGGGCUUUUGGACUACUUAUUACUUACCUGAUUGUUUGGAUUGGGCAGUCACUUCUGGCAAUGCAAAUUAUGCAGAUUACAUAUGGUUUUGGAGCAUCAACACGGUUGGUGUUCUCCUCAUAUAUAUUUCUUCUUGUUUCUGAAGAAGAAUAUCAGACCAUGACUAGUUUAACUACAACAAUCUCACUUUUGUCCUUUAUGUUGUCUUCUGAAUUGGGCCAGUUGCUAGCUCUUCAAGAAGCUCCUUAUGAUAUAUUCUUUGUUAUUUCUCUAAUUGCUCUAGGUAUAUGUUGUUCCAUGACAUUUAUAUUGCCCAAAGACCAUUCUCUGAGCUCUUUAUCUUCUUUGACAAAUAGUUGGGACCAAAGCAAGCAGGGAUGGACUUCUGUGUUGAAGGAAACAUGGCAUGGUCGAAGUUUACAGAUUUUCUCUUUGUGGUGGGCUGUUGCAUUUGCUGGUAUUUCCUUAGUACAGAACUAUGGAACAAACCUCUUUGAAGCUGUUGACCCAAAAUCAAAACUUAAUGGGCACAUUCUAGCAGCAUCUGAGUUAGCAGCAAGCCUUGGGUCUUAUUGUGCCAUUUAUAUUGAAAAGUUUGCGAGUAAAUCGUGCCUGUCAAUCUACAUGGUUGGUUCAGCAUUGAUGGGCAUUCUCUGUGUUUGCAUGGGAUUUUCUUCAAAGAUUUGGGUCGCAUAUUGUUUGUACGUAAUAAUCUGUGGGAUCUAUCAGACUCUUGCUUGCCUUGUCAGCGUGCGGUGUGGCCAUCUAAUAUCAAAUGGACAAUAUAUCCUCCUGUUCUCCAUCAACAGUUUUGCUGGGCUUCUGGUCGAGACAUUACUUCAGGCAGCUAUUGAGAUUUCUGGAUUAUCAAUAUUUUCUCAAUUCAUAUCCUUUUCUGGAUUCUUCUUUUUGGCAACAGCUAUUUGUGUUGGGCUUUGCUUCGUUGAUAGCAGCAGAACUUCAUAUUUGGUGUUAGAAACUGAACCUGAACAUCUUAUUUCUGAUAGCACUUAAUGCAUGCUUUGCACACUUCUUGGCAGCCACAUUAGCAGAGAUGGCAACCCAUUUGGGUAGUUCACUUUCUCUGAGUAGAGAAAAAAGGAUAGUGUGAGUUAUAUCAUCCAGAAGAUGUGAUUGAUUCAUUUAAAUUAUGAAGCCUCUCCAUUCAAUGCAAUGCAGAUACAGGACAAGGACUCAAUUUUCAUUCAAAGUGAUAGGUACCGUAGGAAAGCAAAACAAUGAAUUUGUUUGCUUAGACAGCUGGGUGUAUAUGAAGGAACCAGAUUCAGGAUGCUCUGAUAACAGAUUAUAUUUGUACAUGACUGAAAAUUUUCAAUCAUGUUAAGCUUUCUGAAAUAAUUAUGCAAUGAUUGCAGUUUAUUGUUUGUCCACCCUUUUGAGUCAUCGUUCUUUAUAUGUCAACUUUUCUCUUGCAAGGCGAUGAACACUUUAUGUAAAUUCAAGGCCUGUUCCAAUAGUAAUGUGGCAGUGAAUCUGGAGGAAUCAAAUUUAA